Molecule: messenger RNA, 987 nt
Organism: Brassica oleracea var. oleracea
Lineage: Eukaryota; Viridiplantae; Streptophyta; Magnoliopsida; Brassicales; Brassicaceae
Product: ethylene-responsive transcription factor ERF036
Exons: 1
Coding region: 50-772 (240 amino acids)
Biological process (GO): regulation of DNA-templated transcription
Molecular function (GO): DNA binding; DNA-binding transcription factor activity
Source: RefSeq, a predicted model, not a curated record
AAACACACAAAACAAAAUAGUCUCUCUUCUCUCAAACGACUACAAAAAAAUGACGUCAUCCAACAGUUCUUCAUCACCAACAUCAUCGUCUUCGGACCAAUCUGAUGUAACUACAACAACAAGCACCCACUUGUCCGAAACUUCACCGAGAAACAACAAAAGAAAGAGAAGCAACGAUUCUUCUUCAUCUUCUUCAAAGCUUAAGCAUCCUGUUUACAGAGGUGUACGGAUGAGAAGCUGGGGCAAAUGGGUCUCCGAGAUCCGACAGCCUCGUAAAAAGACUAGAAUCUGGCUCGGUACAUUCGCCACCGCAGACAUGGCGGCGCGUGCUCACGACGUCGCUGCUCUCGCCAUCAAAGGCUCCUCCGCCGUCAUCAACUUCCCGGAGCUUGCCUCUGUCCUCCCUCGUCCGGCGUCAUCUUCGCCGCAUGAUAUCCAAGCAGCAGCUGCGGAAGCCGCCGCCAUGGUGGUCAACGGAAAAUUGUCAGAGUCUGCUAAAACAGAGAUGAAGGAAGCACCACCGUCGCCGGAAUCUUCUUACGUGGCGGCGGAGUCUAAGGAGGAGGAGAGGUUGGAGGAGAUUGUGGAGUUGCCUAACAUUGAAGAGGGGAGUUAUGACAUGAGCGUGAAGUCACACUCUGACCUGGAUUAUUCUGAGCCGUUGGAUUGUUGGGUGUAUCCUCCUCCGGUUAUGGAUCUCUAUGAAGAGUUCUUGGAGUUCGAUUUCUUGGAGUUAUGGAGCUUUCCUCACACGGAACUGAUUAAUCCUUAAUUAGGUUUAAUUAGUAAGUUGCAUUCAUGUAUUGAUAAAUACAUUUGUGUUGUUUUUAUUUGUAGGGAUACGUACGUAGUAUAGGAACUGUAGUGGUAGUAUAUGUUGUAACAUACGGUACCAAGGCUAGACUAAACAACUAUUGUAAAAUGAAAUUAUAUUUAUAUUUGUACUUAUCAUACAAUUAUUGUAACUUGGUAAAUGAAAGCUAUCGU